Episyrphus balteatus (marmalade hoverfly) is the source of this 1705-nucleotide messenger RNA. It is a transcript of the gene MFS18, whose product is annotated as solute carrier family 17 member 9. The transcript has 5 exons. The coding region runs from base 161 to 1468 and encodes 435 amino acids. Gene Ontology annotation, biological process: transmembrane transport. NCBI's taxonomy places the organism in Eukaryota, Metazoa, Arthropoda, Insecta, Diptera, Syrphidae. Gene Ontology annotation, molecular function: transmembrane transporter activity. The record is from RefSeq and is a predicted model, not a curated record.
AAAAUAAAAAAUUUAGCACGGUGGCAUCUUUUUUAAGAAUAAAAUAAUAAUUAAACAUAAAUAAUUUUUUUUUAAAAUGAAUUAAAUCAAUAAUUCUAUAAUUUCUGCAAACACUGUAUAAUGUUUUUUUGAGUAUACGAAAACACUUGAACACAAAAACAUGGACGAAAAAUUGAAAUAUUCGCUCCUCCGCGGCGAUCUUGUCGACAAUCAGAGUGUGUGGACAAGACAUGAGAAACGUGUCUGGUUUUUUACAUUGCUUACAGGCACAUGCAUGUUAUAUUCGACAAGAACAACGAUGCCACUUCUUGUGCCUUCGGUGGCCGCUGAACAAAAGUGGAGCAAAACCGAUUCGGGAACUGUGCUAAGUUCAUUCUUUUGGGGCUAUACAUUAACACAAGUUGUUGGUGGAUAUUUUAGUGAUAAGUUUGGCGGGCAACGUGUGAUAUUAUUUGCCGCUUUAGGUUGGUCAUUGAUAACUGCAUUUAUGCCAAGUAUCAUUUAUGCAGCACCAAGUUUCAAAUCCUAUUCCAUUCCAUUCAUUGUAACGAUAAGAAUAAUCAAUGGAGCCUUUCAAGGGGUCCAUUUCCCUAGCAUGAUAAGCUUAACUAGUCAAAACCUUUGCUCAAUGGAACGUACAAGUUUCUUCGGCCUUCUAACAUCCGGUUCAGCCAUGGGUACCCUGCUAACUGGCAUCCUUGGCUCUUUCGUACUCGACUACUUUGGAUGGUCAUCGGUAUUUCGAGUAAUAGGUUUUCUUGGAAUAUCAUGGGCGUUAUUUUUACGCUACUACACCAUGGCUGGCGAUAGAAAUCGCAUCAUCAAUGUUUCAGUGCCCAGUAGACUAUGCUCAAAAUCAUCAGAUUCUGUGCCGUGGUUAAGAUACUUUGGACGUCUAUCAUUCUGGGCAUGUGUACUAACACAUGCCUGUGAAAUGAAUUGUUUCUUUGUCUUAUUAUCAUGGCUGCCAACAUAUUUCCACGAUACAUUCCCAUUGGCUAAGGGUUGGGUAGUAAAUAUGAUACCCUGGUUAGCUCUGCCGCCAUGUACGUUCUUUGCAAAAUAUCUCACAACACAUUUAACAGCCAGAGAAUGGAGCACAUCAAAUGUGAGAAAAAUAAUUCAAAGCCUCUGCUUUGCAUCACAAAAUAUUGCGCUUUUUAUUAUGAGUCGAACAAAUGAUUUUCAUACAGCACUCAUAUGUAUGACUGUGAUUAUUGGUGGCACAGGAUUCCACAACAAUGCAGUCACAGUUAACCCACAGGACUUGGCCCCAUCACACUCUGGCAGUGUGUUCGGUCUAAUGAAUACAGUUGGUGCGAUACCCGGUUUCUUGGGUGUCUACCUAGCUGGACAUAUUCUCGAGCUUACACAAAGUUGGCCAGCAGUAUUUAGUACUGCUGCCAUUAUCAAUCUUAUUGGUUGGAUUAUAUUUGUUGUUUUCGGUUCAGCUGAUGCUAUUGUGUGAGACUAAAGACGACAACACAUUCCAAAUGGAAAAUAAUUUUUUGUAAAAUCAAAAACAAAACAAGACAAGACAAAAAAAACCGAAAACAAUAGAAACUCCGUCACGUCACAUUUAAGACCGAUCGACAAAAAAUGUAUCUCUAGAGGCAAAGAUUUUUACAUUUUGUUUUCAAUUUAGUAUUUUUGUUGUUAUUUUAUUUAUCCUCUUUGUAAUAAGAUUAGAUAUGAUUUACACGAA